CCCCGCUGCUCAUUUGUCUCAGUGUCGCCGCCAUUAAACAACACGGAGGCGAUGGAAACCACAGAGAGUCACCGAUUCGCAUCAUGAUUCGAGGCGUACACAGGCUUCGGCAGGUCUGGGGUUUAUCUGCGAGGGGUUAACGUGUCCAUAAAGGUAAACAUGUGAGAGAGCAAAGAAGUCGAAAAGUCCGAAUCGGGAAAGGUUUGAUAGAGCAGGAGGAGGAGGAGGAAGGGGGGUGGACACGAAGCGUUUGUUGUGGUUUCAGCAACGCUCCUGAAACGGACACAGCAGUGAUAUGACUGACCAACCAAAGCGACCCACAAUGAGUGAACAGAAGUUAAAGUGGGCCUGUGACUACUGCACCUAUGAGAACUUUCCCUCUGCUGUUAAGUGCACCAUGUGUCGUGCACAGAGGUCCAGGGGUCCCAUCAUCACUGAGGAACCUUUCAAGAACACGCCAGAUCUGGACCCCAGUCUGGAGUGGAAUCCCCCAAGAACUGACAGUGGCAGCAGCCUCCUGAUCUGUCCUGACUCCAGCGCCAGGCCCAGGGUCAGGUCAUCCAGCAUGGCUGAGUUAGCCAACAAGUGGUCCUGUCAGAUGUGCACCUAUCUGAACUGGCCCCGCGCCCUUCGCUGCACACAGUGCUUGUGUCAGCGUCCCAGGACCUGCAGCCCCACCGAGUCCCCCCAGACGUCAGGCUCCAAUGCAGGCUGUCGUCCUGCUCUUCAGUCCCCGGUGGACACCUGUGAGGAAUACAAUGAUAGAAAUAGACUCAAUACGCACCAGCAGCACUGGACAUGCACAGCAUGCACUUAUCAGAACUGGCCCAAAACUACUAAAUGUGUGGUAUGUGAUCACCCCAAGCCCAAUAACCAGGAAGCCAUAGAGCUAGCUGAUCCUGAGGAGCCAUCACCUAUAAUCAAUGAACAGGACAGAGCUAAGUGGAGGGGUAGCUGCAGCGGAGGCCUGGGCCAAAGGAGGUCUCCUACUUUACCCAAAACGGAGGUCAAAAUGGACUUCCAGCGGAUAGAGCUGGCAGCUGGAGCCAUGAGCAGCAAAGAUGAGCAGGAGGUUGACUUCAAGAAGCUAAAGCAGAUUAGAAACCGAAUGAGGAAAACAGACUGGCUGUUUCUCAAUGCAUGUGCUGGUGUAGUGGAGGGAGACCUGGCGGCGGUGGAAGCCUACAAGUCGUCUGGCGGCGACAUCGCCCGUCAGCUCACGGCGGACGAGGUGCAGCUUCUCAACCGGUCUUCAGCGUUCGACGUGGGCUUCACGUUGGUCCAUCUCGCCAUCCGCUUUCAGAGGCAGGACAUGCUAGCCAUCCUGCUCACAGAGGUGAACCAGCAGGCGGCGAAGUGCAUCCCGUCCAUGGUGUGUCCAGAGCUGACGGAGCAGAUCCGCAGGGAAAUCGCAGCCUCGCUUCAUCAACGCAAGGGAGACUUCGCCUGUUAUUUCCUCAGCGACCUGGUCACGUUCACCUUACCUGCAGAUAUAGAAGACCUGCCGCCCGCUGUCCAAGAGAAGCUGUUUGAUGAGGUGUUGGAUCGAGAUGUACAAAAAGAAUUAGAAGAAGAAUCCCCCAUCAUCAACUGGUCUCUGGAACUGGGCACGCGCCUGGACAGCCGGCUUUACGCCCUGUGGAACCGGACCGCCGGGGACUGUCUGCUGGACUCGGUGCUCCAGGCCACCUGGGGCAUCUACGACAAGGACUCGGUCCUCCGCAAGACCCUCCACGACAGCCUGCACGACUGCUCGCACUGGUUUUACACGCGCUGGAAGGAGUGGGAGUCGUGGUACUCGCAGAGCUUUGGUUUGCAUUUCUCGCUGCGAGAGGAGCAGUGGCAGGAGGACUGGGCGUUCAUCCUGUCUCUGGCCAGUCAGCCUGGGGCCAGCCUGGAGCAGACCCACAUUUUUGUUCUUGCACACAUUCUUCGCAGACCGAUCAUAGUCUACGGAGUGAAAUACUACAAAAGUUUCCGUGGGGAAACGUUAGGCUACACUCGUUUUCAAGGUGUGUACCUGCCUCUGUUAUGGGAGCAGAGUUUCUGCUGGAAGAGCCCCAUCGCCCUGGGCUACACACGGGGACACUUCUCAGCCCUGGUCGCCAUGGAGAACGACGGCUACGACAAUCGCGGUGCGGGCGCCAACCUCAAUACUGACGACGAUGUCACAGUCACCUUCUUGCCGCUGGUGGACAGCGAGAGGAAGCUGCUGCACAUUCACUUCCUGUCUGCACAAGAGAUGGGCAACGAGGAGCAACAGGAGAAGCUGCUGAGGGAAUGGCUGGACUGCUGCGUGACAGAAGGAGGGAUGCUGGCGGCCAUGCAGAAGAGCUCCCGCCGCCGAAACCACCCCCUGGUCACGCAGAUGGUGGAGAAGUGGUUGGACCGAUACCGCCAGAUCCGCCCCUGUGCCUCUCUGUCCGACGGCGAGGAAGAGGACGACGAAGACGAGUGAAGGGAGGUAGAAAGACUGGGAAAACCCGACGACGCCCGAAGGCACCGCGGGGGGCGACCUUACUGACUCGUUUCACUUUUUCUCCCCCGUUUUUUUUUUUUUUUUUUUUUUCUUCCUCCGAAUCGUGUAAAUCUUGAACUCGUUAUAAUGCAUGUGUUCUGUGAGCUCCGUGAUAGAAAAGAUACCAGCACCAACAAAACGAACCCUGGUUGUCGCUCCUACGAAAGCACAUUAAGUCCAUUUUAGUUCGCCUUUCUAUCCUCCGAAUCCCGUAUUUGUUAAGAGAAUUACUACCACAAGAGAGAAAUACUAGUACAUAUAGGAAAAUAUACUGUAUUUAAAGAACCCCUGAGCUGCACUAGAUGAGAAUUUUCAUUUCCACUAUUGCCUGACGGACAUUUUUCGCUUAAAACCUAAAAGAAAGCAGAUCCCCCGGUGUGUACGUUGAGGUUUAAAGAGCGCCUGUCCCCCCCCGUCCCCUCCUCCGAUUUUUCUGACGUAGGAUUAUUUAUUUGUUUAGAAGAGUUAGCGUGCGGCGGAGGCAGAAGUGGUGGCGACACCUUUCGUUCUGCCCAGUUUUAUCUGUGUUGGGUUUUGAUUCAUUCAGUCUUGAAGUAUUUUAUUUUGCACAGGUAAUACCUACAUUAUGUGAGGGCAGAAGGGGGAGGGGAGGAGGGGAUUAAAAAAAAAAAAAAAAAGUACAAGUUUACUGACAUUUUUUUGUGAUUUAUUAGCUGAUGUUGAUGUUAAAACUGGGGUGGUGGUGAUGAUGAAGAUGAUGAUGAUGAUGAUGAUGAUGAAGAAGAUGGUGGGGUGGGAAAAAGAAAACCAAACACUCUGCCUCUUUCUAUGGAGUGCGUUGAUAUUAAAUUUGACUCACUUGCACCUUG
Sphaeramia orbicularis (orbiculate cardinalfish) is the source of this 3348-nucleotide messenger RNA. It is a transcript of the gene zranb1a, whose product is annotated as zinc finger, RAN-binding domain containing 1a. The record is from RefSeq and is a predicted model, not a curated record. Lineage: Eukaryota; Metazoa; Chordata; Actinopteri; Kurtiformes; Apogonidae. Bases 296 to 2458 code for a protein of 720 amino acids. Gene Ontology annotation, cellular component: cytoplasm; nucleus. Gene Ontology annotation, molecular function: cysteine-type deubiquitinase activity; K63-linked polyubiquitin modification-dependent protein binding. The transcript is spliced from 10 exons. Gene Ontology annotation, biological process: cell migration; protein K33-linked deubiquitination; cytoskeleton organization.